AUUAUAGUCUUUCAACGCAAAACCACCAAAUCAUCCAGCGAGAAAUCGCUCUCAGUUAAAAUGCAUCCAUUGGCCUAUUUAAUUUCGUUUUGUUUGCUCGUCUGUUACGCCAACGCCGAUGUCAGCGAGAUCGUCCCAAAAGCAGCAGCCACAGCCCCCAUAAGAAAUCAUCAUCAACCGGUAGUGACGACGGCGGCGGCGGCGAAGGAAAUUCAAACGUGUCUGGUGCUGACCACCAAUUUGCAACCCAACCCGGAAGCUAACACUGUCCUGCCGGAACACGGUCCGGUACCGGCUUCGUCGUCGCUGGACGUAGAAAUUGACGUCGCUGCCGAUGCUGAGGUGAUCAAAGCCGGUGGUGGACAGUUGGACAGCAGCCAUGCAGACUACCAGGGACCAUAUCAUUACGAAAAGCCACAGGUUCCGCUGGAGUAUGGUGCCCCGCUGCUGCCAGCGACGACGGAAGCUCCUGCAUUGCUACUACCAUCGCCAGAGGGAAGAAACGAUGUCUUUGAAGGGGAUGAUUAUUUGCCGCCAGCACCAACUAGCAAUGGAAAUGGUGAGAGGGGCAAGAGACACGCCAUGUUGUUUGGAAGACGUGUGCUGUUGUAGGUUGUUUUGACUUAUGGAAUAAGAUAUUAACUAAACGAAAUAAAUUCCGAUGGUUGAUUGAACUUGUUUCAGCGCCUUUUAUGUAACUAUUGUUUAUAUGCAAUAUUUCUGUCUAGAAAGAUUUAAUAUAACUUGUCGGGAAUCUGACAUAUUACUUUUAUAAUAA
Aedes albopictus (Asian tiger mosquito) is the source of this 778-nucleotide messenger RNA. RefSeq lists its product as uncharacterized. Bases 61 to 612 code for a protein of 183 amino acids. Lineage: Eukaryota; Metazoa; Arthropoda; Insecta; Diptera; Culicidae. The record is from RefSeq and is a predicted model, not a curated record. The transcript has 2 exons.